Molecule: messenger RNA, 699 nt
Organism: Pestalotiopsis fici W106-1
Lineage: Eukaryota; Fungi; Ascomycota; Sordariomycetes; Amphisphaeriales; Sporocadaceae
Exons: 4
Coding region: 1-699 (232 amino acids)
Source: RefSeq, a predicted model, not a curated record
AUGGACGCCUCUCACAAUGCUUCUACUGGUAACAAAGACCCCGCAGUUCCGUCAGCCGCCAUGCAGCGGAUGAGGGAGCUGGCUGCUCGAAAUCCAGAUGUUGGUCACCGAUCCUUUGACAGCUAUCCGUGGACAAAAGAUAAUGUAUUCCAGUCUCAACUGGCAGCGGCAUUGCUGAGUCCGAGCAACUCGACUCCAGUUCAAACCGCUUUACAAUGUCGCAUCAGCCGGUUUGAGGAGAAAGUCGGCAUCAGGAUUGACGUUGCCAAAUAUGAGUCCUAUCGAGCUCAGCCGGGCCGACCUGAUGUAGAUGUCGUGCCCCAGGUCAUAUUAGAACAAGAGGCUCUAUACGAGCCGGAUGCUAGCAAACGCCUGUAUGCAGCUAUAGUCAAUGGCAGCCAGUCACCCCAAGACAGCGGAGAUCAAGACUUGCCUUCAUGGCAGCGCGCUGCUCCCAAGGCUGCCCUCUAUGUUAACAAAGAUGAAGCGGGCACUGCAGACGGCUCGGGUAAAGAACCAUACCCUAAGAAGUUUGAAGAAAUCCUGGCAUUUCUUCAGACUGGCGAAGAGAUGCCCGGUAUUGUCAAGAUACCCGAUACCGUCAUUGAGGAUGCAUCCAUCUCUACAACCAGUGGUCGCGCUGCACCGCUCAAACCUUGGGAAAAGAAAGCAGCCGCCAACAGCGAUCUGUCAAAGUAA